Molecule: messenger RNA, 3228 nt
Organism: Drosophila innubila
Lineage: Eukaryota; Metazoa; Arthropoda; Insecta; Diptera; Drosophilidae
Gene: Parp1
Product: poly [ADP-ribose] polymerase
Exons: 6
Coding region: 96-3083 (995 amino acids)
Cellular component (GO): nucleus
Molecular function (GO): DNA binding; zinc ion binding; NAD binding
Source: RefSeq, a predicted model, not a curated record
UGUCGUGAUAUUGACAUUGAUCGUUUGCCGGGAAUUUGGCGUCUGCAGAAAUUUUUGUUUAUAAAUUUCUGUAACAAACACCCAAGAAGCUCAAAAUGGAUGUCGAAUUACCUUACAUGGCAGAAUAUGCCAAAAGUGGUAGAGCCUCUUGCAAGGGAUGCAAAUCGCCGAUUCCAAAAGAUUCUGUACGUCUGGCUAUAAUGGUGCAGUCUCCUUUUCAUGAUGGAAAAGUGGCACAGUGGUAUCACAAAGACUGUUUUUUCAAGAAGCAACGGCCAGCCUCUGUGGGGGACAUUAAAAACUAUGAAAACUUGAGAUUUGCUGACCAAACUGAAAUUGAAAAACUUGUCGGAACCGGUUCACAAACCGUGGAGAGCAAGUCGGGAAAAAAGCGCUCAAAGGAGGAACAGCAAGCAAUUAAGGAUUUUGGAAUUGAAUACGCCAAAUCUGGGCGGGCAGCAUGCCGCGGAUGUGAACUAAAAAUAAGCAAAGAUGAAGUUCGGGUAUCUAAAACCGUGUUUGACACUGAAGUGGGAAUGAAAUACGGCGGUCAGAAAUUGUGGCAUCAUUUGGAGUGCUUCGCUAGAUUGCGAUCGGACGUUGGUUGGUUUGACACUGGCGAAAACCUGCCGGGAUUUAAGCAGCUAAAAGCCGAGGAAAAAGCAGAAGUUAAAAAGCUUCUACCUGCAAUUAAGUCAGAGGACACACCAGAUGCCAAAAAACCGAAGCUGGAGAUAGAAGAUGAGUCCCAGAAAAAGGAGCAGACAAAAAAACUAAAGCAGCAAAACGAUAUCUUAUUUAAAUUUCGUGAUGAAUUAAAAACAGAAAUGAAGAAACCAGAUAUUGAAAAACUAUUGGAGUAUAACAAACAAGACCCUAUUGUUGGGGAUUCUGAAAAACUUUUGGAUCAAGCGGCAGAUUUAUUGACAUUUGGCGCAAUCGAAUUUUGUCCAGAAUGCAAGAGUCAUCAGUUCACUUUUAAUAAAUUUGGUUACUCCUGUAAUGGUAACAUAUCGGAAUGGACUAAAUGCACAAAGGUAUUAACAGAACCUAAACGUACUGCUUGCAAGAUUCCAAGUGAACUUAAAACUUCUUAUAAGUUUUUAAGUAAAUACAAAAAGAAACCAGAAAUGCGAAUCAUUCAGUAUUUACCACCAAGUGCGUCUACUAUAGCUAAAGACAUUGCAAUCAAGAAAAAUCCCGAAGAACUUGAUGGUCCCAAAAUAAAGCGUGAACGGCCACCACUAUACAACUUUAAAUUUUCAACAAUUGGCAUGAAAGAUAAUGAGUCGGAAUUAAAGAAACGUAUUGGAAAAUUGGGCGGUAAAUGCGAUUCUAAAAUAACUGAUGAUGUUAUUGCUAUAAUAUCUACUGAAAAAGAAGUUGAGAAGCUAUCAUCUCGCAUGAAAAAAGCGAAAGAGCUUGGCAUACAUAUUGUUCCAAUGAAAUACCUUGACUGUGUUGAAAACGAUGGCUCUGGUGCCAUCAACUUUAUAAAUAGUAUGACCCUGUGCGAUUGGGGUACAGAUCCGUCAGCCCGACUACCUCAAGAAGAAGUAAAGAGCUCAAAAUCCAAGAGUAUUUACACUAAAUCGGUGCCAAAGUCAGUGACACUUAAAGUAAAAAAUGGACUGGCUGUUGAUCCAGAUAGUGGACUAGAGGAUAUCGCUCAUGUAUAUGUUAAAGGCGAUAAUAAAUACAACAUUGUGCUGGGCUUGACAGACAUACAGCGCAAUAAAAAUUCAUAUUAUAAGCUUCAGCUUUUGGAGGCCGAUAACAAAAAUAAGUAUUGGAUAUUUCGUUCUUGGGGUCGUAUUGGCACAACAAUCGGAAAUUCAAAGGUAGAAGAUUUUCACACAGUACUCGCAGCAGUACAAAGUUUUCAUGAAGUAUAUGCAGAUAAAACUGGAAAUUCAUUUGAAAACAGAAACAAUUUUGUUAAACAUCCUGGUCGUAUGUAUCCGAUCGACAUUGAAUAUGAAGAUGAUAAAAAAGUCGAAAAUGUCAGCAGCUCACAAAUUGAUUCUAAACUAGAAGCUUCCGUUCAGAACCUAAUAAAACUUAUAUUUGAUGUUGAUUCUAUGAAGAAAACAAUGCUAGAAUUUCACAUCGAUAUGGAGAAAAUGCCCUUGGGCAAAUUGAGCCUGAAGCAACUCCAGUCGGCAUAUAUUGUUAUAAACGAAAUCUAUGAAUUGAUUCAAGAACGCGCCUCUAACACUCGAUUCAUUGAUGCUAGUAAUAGAUUUUAUACGUUGAUCCCACACAAUUUUGGAGUCAAUGCACCACCUUUAAUUGAGUCAAUUGAGCAAGUUGAAAAUUUGCGGCAAAUGUUGGAUUCACUAUCGGAAAUUGAAGUUGCUUACAAUAUAAUAAAGAACGAAGAUAAUAAUAAUGUUGAUGGCAUCAAUCCGCUGGACAAACAUUAUGAGCAAUUGAAAACACAAUUGGAACCACUAGACAAAACUAGCGACGAAUUUGCACUUCUAAACAAGUAUGUUCAAAAUACACACGCAUCUACGCAUAGUUCAUAUGAACUGGAAGUUAUCGACAUAUUCAAGGUAGCUCGUCAAGGUGAGGCUCGUCGCUUUAAGCCAUUUAAGAAGCUACACAACCGAAAGUUGCUAUGGCACGGUUCACGACUUACAAACUUUGUGGGCAUAUUGUCACAUGGUCUAAAAAUUGCACCACCAGAAGCACCACCUACUGGCUACAUGUUCGGCAAGGGAAUAUAUUUUGCAGAUAUGGUAUCUAAAUCGGCAAACUAUUGUUGUACCAGCCAGCAAAAUUCUACAGGACUUAUGCUUCUCUCUGAAGUGGCAUUGGGCGACAUGAUGGAGUGUACUGCAGCUAAAUAUGUUACACAGUUACCGAAGAAUAAACAUAGCUGUUAUGGCCGUGGACGCACUAUGCCAGAUCCGAAGGAGUCCAUCAUUCGAGAUGAUGGUGUUGAAGUUCCUCUUGGAAAGCCUGUCACUGAUGAUAAAUUGAAGUCAUCGUUGUUGUAUAAUGAGUUUAUUGUAUACGAUAUAGCACAAGUUAACGUUCAAUAUUUGUUCCGUCUGGAAUUUAAGUACAAGUACUAAUAAUGCUUUUUUAAACAAAAGCUAAUUCUAAAUACUUUCCAUUUUAUUUACACUUCAGAAUCCAAGUUAAAUGUUUUAAAUCUGCUACGACUGGAAUUCAUGUUAAAAAAUGAUUAAUAAAAGCUGCUUUUUAAAAACAAUAAAA